Schistosoma rodhaini is the source of this 1865-nucleotide messenger RNA. The record is from the annotation of a GenBank genome assembly. Lineage: Eukaryota; Metazoa; Platyhelminthes; Trematoda; Strigeidida; Schistosomatidae.
AACUAAAACUUUUUCAAGGUUACAAUGAAUGAUUUCAAAAAAAAAAAUAUAAUAAGUUUAUGAAGAGAAGAUAGAAAAUAAAAAUAAAAAUAAUUUUUAGCAUACGCUUUAUAUAUUGAAAUAUUAAGUAUUAAUUAACAUAGAAACAAUAGAUUAAUUCUUGUUUAAAAGAAUAUUUACUUUGAUAUAUUUCAAAAAAAAAAAAAGAUUAAAGAAGAUGAAUUUUACUGAAGUAUUAAAGAAAAUUCCAACACCACAAGUUUCAAUGCCACAAAUACCACAAAUUAGUAAAUUUGGGAUAAAUAAUAAUAAAGAAGAUAUAGGAAAAGCUCCAAUUAAUAUGACACAGGAGGAUAUGCAACAACUGAUUCAUUACAUUGGUGAAUCAGUUCUUAUUCCAGAGGAUGGAGCAUUUAUUGCAUUGUGGAUUCUUACUCUCAUUGAUCACUGGAAUAAUGAACACGAACGUUUAAUUGUAUUAACUGAAAGAAACUUCUAUAUAUUAAGAUAUGAUUUUCUUCAAUGUCGUGUACGUGAUAGUCGUCGUGUAGGUCUUGGACAAUUGAUUAGUGUCAUAACUGGACCACUUGUAUUUCCAGCAAAAUCAUUAAUGCCUAUACGUAGUUCACCUGGUGUUCAGUUGAAAUGGGGUGAUGAAAAUGAUGUGAAAAUCACACAGAAAUGGAAUCCGUUAUGUCGUAGUCUACCUUAUGCUACAUUAACUCAUCAUCCUCUCUAUUCUAAACGUGAUCAAUUGCCAUCAAAACAAGUAAAUGUACCAGGUGCCGGUUAUGAAGAUUUAUCUAAUCCAGUAUCUGCAUACGAUGUGAAUAAUUUUCUUACAGCACUACGUGAAGCUUGUUCUGGUAUGAAUAUUCAGUUGAAAUGCUUUAUUGGUAUGGGAGGAUUUGUACAAAAUGUAGGAUUUUCAUAGUUCAAGCACGGACUAAUCGUAGGUGGACUGCCAUUGAUAACCUGUGAGCACUGAUGUCCCAUACUAGGACAAAAUGACAUUGUAACCCUAACAAUUUUUCAGUGAUGAUCUAGUUUACUAAUGGUGAAAUUGUCAUUGAAAGUUAUGGAAAUUUAGGUAGCGUAGUAUUUAAUCAAAGUAAUUUGGGUUUUGCCAAACCAAAAACACCUACAUCAUAAUUAUCGAUUAAAAAAGUGUCAAUAUUGAUUCAAUAAAUUAAAACAAAAAGUGAAUUUCCUUUAAACCUAGUGACAAAAAUGUUAUCUUCAAAGCCCCACCAUUCACUUCAGUAACUUCUUCUUAAAUAACUAUUACUUAUUGUUAGUCAUGAAAGAUUUAUUUUAAAAGAAAAAAAAUAGUAGUUUGAUCUGUACCCUAUCUAAAUGUGCUCGUCUUCAAAAUUAUUCUAAAUUGUUUAUACUACUUAAUUGUGAAAUUAGUAGUUAUCAUAUCUAAAAACAAAAUUAUCUUAUGAUGUUUUACUCCAAAAUUAAUUCAAAUGAAAUUUUGAAAAAAAAACAUUGUUUAUUUAUUAAACUCUUCAAUUAAUUUUUACUUAUCAUUGAAAUAUUAUUUUCUAAAACAGUUUCCUUCUAUACCACUUAUAUUGUAAUUGUGAUUCUUUCAUUUUUACUGUGAUCUAUAAUAAAUACAUUACUUGAUUAAAUUUAUCCUAAAUAUAUAAAUAUAUAUACAUAAAUAUGAAAAUCAUUCACUUAAUUAGCUGCAUACUAUAUGGUGUUAUUUAUUCUAUACAAAUUAGUUUGUUUUAGUUACUAUGUUUAUGUAACUUACUUUCUAAGUACAGGGUGGUGUGUUCAUCUUUUGUGUCAUACUGUAUAAAGGCUCAUAUCGUUAUAAAUGUAACAGAUUCGAAACUGUUAACUACUGG